AUGUCUAAUCGGAUUCUAUCCAGCAUGCAGCAGGCGCGCCUUGCCCUGCUCAAAAAGAUUUACAAACCAGCCGCCCGCUUACAGAAAGGGUCUUUCGAGUACGAAAAGCUGGCGCGCUCCGGACGGGUAUGGGAAGAUUACUUUAUGCCCGGCAACAGCCUCAAGAUAGGGUACGUCGAUGUGCAGCGGAAACUGACGGGACUGCUAUAUCAAAUCGAUCACCUCAGAGGGAGGCUGCCAGUAACGGACCUAGGGAAAACCCUGAUUGCCAAGUACGCCCAGCAGUCCGUAAUGAUUGAAAACAACCAUCUUUCAGUGACAGACGCGAUCCGCAUUACCGAAAGCCUGCGAGCUGACCUUGCUUCCACGCCUAGCCGCGAGCUUGCCACACUUGUGACGGCGUGGAUUGCUGCAAGAGGCGCAGGCGUCACCGAGUCGGUAACGAAUGAGCUGCAGAACCACAUCAUCGCAUCUCAAUGGAUCGCAGAGAACGCGGUGGCCAAGGCUGGUACGGCGGGACUAUGCGAAGCCGAAGUACGAGACCUUGCCGUGGUGUCCGUCGUUAAUACAGACUCCGAAAUAGCCUAUGACACCUGGAGAACAGACUCAGACUCAAAAAGGGCUGGCGGCAACUUGGUAUGGGGAUCGCGAGUCCCGCUGGGAGAGUACCGUAAUCUGCCCAUCAGCGUACGCAGCAAUCGUCUUCGAAUCUUUUCGUACCCGCAAGAGGUUCCGGUCUGCAUGGAGAGCUUCUUCCAAUGGCGGGACCUGCAGCAUCGAGAGAGGCCGCUGCACCCGCUGAUACUGGCUUGUCAGAUGACAGCCUACUUUGUUCUCGUUCAUCCGUUUCCCGAUGGCAACGGGCGAACCAGUCGCAUGAUCAAGCAGGAUUACCUGGCGCGUCAGGGCUACGUUCCUGUCGUCAUCCGGGACUUGAAGCGGGAAGACUACCUGCGGAUGAUCGACGGCGCCGGCGAAGGCAAACCGGAGGAAUUCAUCACAGCGGUGCUUGAGGCUCAAUUGGCUGUGUGGCACCGGGCUUCCACGCGCCUCAAGAUGUAGAUGGCACACGUGUCACUGUCACUCCACGUUUGAUCCGUCCCGGGGUUGCGGUACGUCUGUGGAAGUCAUCCGUUCAGGGUAGGGCUCGGAGAAUUUAGCGGUGUCUUGUGAUGUCCCGGGAGACCGACGAUUGCUGACCGCCGUAGGAUAGUGGGGUUUUGAAACAAGCGACGGCUCGCAUCUGCUAAGAGAAUGCGAGCAAAUACGGCUUGGCUGGUCGAUCGGGGGACGGCGACAAAAUACCCGCCGUACGGGAGAGAGUAGCUGCGUUACGCCCGCGAUUCGGUUUAGCGUGAGGCCCCUAUCAUAAGUACAUUAGCUACGGCGGCGACAGUGCACUCCGCGAUCCGACUGGCAUUGUCUGUCGUCCAGGUAAGUAGGCUGCCUAAUAAUCAAUUGCCAUCUCUAAUCGACCAUAUCCGAGCCCGCGUAUUCAA
This is a messenger RNA of Colletotrichum acutatum, 1499 nucleotides long. Its product is annotated as fic/DOC family protein. The coding region runs from base 1 to 1062 and encodes 353 amino acids. Lineage: Eukaryota; Fungi; Ascomycota; Sordariomycetes; Glomerellales; Glomerellaceae. The transcript is spliced from 2 exons. The record is from RefSeq and is a predicted model, not a curated record.